This is a messenger RNA of Brassicogethes aeneus, 13734 nucleotides long. The record is from the annotation of a GenBank genome assembly. NCBI's taxonomy places the organism in Eukaryota, Metazoa, Arthropoda, Insecta, Coleoptera, Nitidulidae.
AUGGCCGAAGAGAAAAAAAAGGAAGACGAUGAGGACGACCGGCUCGAAUUUUUGGUCAACUAUCUCACAAAGUCAUACCGGCUAAAAAUGGAAAAGUGGAACAAAAUGAUGGCAGAUCCGGAAAAUAAUAAAAUCAUAAUGAAUUUUCUGGACAAACCGGACCAAAAGAUGCUGUUACUAACGAUACCGGGGUCCGGCCUUCUGACUCCGUACACGACAUUUAACCCGCAGAUAAAACAGAAGUACUCGUACUUUAUACGAAAAAAGGCCGAAGUAUUGACGAUGGAAAAUUUCCGAGAUGUGGUUGCGUUCGGCGACAUGGCCGGAAAACCGAUCGACGAGUUAGCCGUACUGCUGGAAGGAGUUUUCGCUCCCAUUUUAUCGCAUCCUGGAAAUCAAAAAGGAUGGCCCAAAGUGGUUGCCAAGGACGUGAUGCAACACGUGCAGGAUUUCAGAAACAUUGUUGAGCAGAUUCGAGGUGCCAUGAAAAGCCAAACGGUCUUAACAAUGCCGCCGGAUAUUGGUCGUGUUUUCGGAGCCGUAGAUGAUUAUUUGGCGGAAGAAGAAAACCUGGAUUUGGUGUUGAAAUCCUCCUUCGAAAAUUCGACAUCAAAAUGGCUGAACAUAAUCAACGACGUGCUAAAUCAAUCGCCUGAUUUGGCCUUUGCAAACAACGCUAAACCAACUCCUCGCGUAGAGAUGGAUUUUUGGAACCACCGGAAAAGUAACUUGGACUCAAUUUACGAUCAGCUACGUGAUCCUAGGGUGAAGAAAAUGGCCGAGUACUUACAAAUCACAAAAAGCGUGUACACGAAUUCAUACACCACAAUGUAUAAGAACGUUGUAGCUGCGUACGUUGAAGCCAGAGAUAUUUGUUUGUACUUUCUUCCAUUGGAACCAAUGAUUCAUAAAUUUGAUGAAGAUUUUCUGGACAACAAGCACAAUAUAAAGCCAUUGCUGCACGUGUUGGGUAUGAUUUGGGGCAAUUCAAGAUACUACUGCAGCAGCGAACGCAUGGCGGUUAUGUUGAAAAUGGUUGCGAACAUGUUGAUCGAGGCGUGCAACCGAACACUGGAUCCGGAUUCUUUGUUUCAAGGAGAAUCCGACGAAUCACUUGAAAAAGUUUUUAAAGCCAUUGAUAUUUUUGAGCAUUUCUUGGCUAAUUUUGAAAUCGUUAGAAACAACCUUUUAAGUUAUUUUCCUGAGAAAGAGGAAGGCGAUGAGGAACCAGCACCCCCACCUCCUUCUCCUCCAGCAAAAGGGGUUGAUCCUACAGUAGAAGAGGAGGAGGAGGAGCUAGAACAAGAAGAAACCUUUGAGCCGAAAGGUUGGAACUUUCAUAGGAGAACGGUGUUUCAAAGGCUGAUCGACUAUAAGGAUCGCUUAAAACUUAUCAGUACCGUUUUGAAAACUCAACUGGAGUACAUGAAGCUGGAAAAAGUUGAACUGGGCGGAGUGGGAGGCAGAUAUUUGUCGCAAAAAUGCGAAACCGUCCUGGAAGAGUUUCAAAAGAGUUACCAAGCGUUCAGCAAUAUUCAAUACGAAAUUAUGAACACCGAGGAAAACGACUUUGUUAAAGAUGUCGAAAAGUUUUUUGCUGACAUCGAAGACUACGAUAAUAGGCUGUGCGCUAUUUUUGUGGCCGCUUUCAAGGAUUGCUACAAUUUGGACCAGGUAUUUAGACUGCUCGUGGUUUUAGGGACGUUGGCUGAACGUCCACUAAUCGUCGCCCAAUUGGGCCAACAAUACAUAGGCAUUUUGGAACUAUUUAACAACGAAUUAAAUAACGUAAAGAAAAUCUACGAUGGCGGUAUAGUGAUCGACAAGUAUUAUCCACCUGUUGCUGGCAGUUUGCUGUGGCUGGAUAAAUUGGCAAGACGGAUUGGUAAACCCGGCGAAGAUUUCAAGGCUUUGGAAUUGGAAAUAAUAAAUUCUGAUUAUGCCAAAUACAUUGUUGGGAAGUACGAUGAAAUGAUGGACAUAUUGUACACAGCCCGCGAUCAGAUUUUCAACGAGUGGUUUUCAAAGAUUCCGGACAUAAUCCAAGCUGGAAUGAGCAAACUUCAGCUAAAAAGAGGCCCAAAUGGCACGUUAAUUGUUAACUUUGACAGAGAGCUUAUUUGUGCUUUGAGAGAGGUAAAGUACUUGAAACAUUUGGAUCUUCCACCUUUGCCAGAAGAGGCUGAAAGUUUGUUUAGCCGAUACGAAGAGUUGUUGUAUUCAAGAAUGAAGUAUAAACGAAUUGCUGAAUGGUACAAUUACAUGAAAAUAGAUACUUUGGAUGUGGAAUACAACUUGAUUGAAGAUGAAAUUGAAUCUAUCGAUCGUUUGCUUAGCGAAGCGCUUGAAGUGCUAACCUGGGAAACAAAUGAUAAUACAAAGGUCGACGUAUUUUACGAAACAGUAAAGCAACUGAUGGAUCGAGUGAAGCAGGCUCAAGACCUGGUCGAAGGUGUUGUAACUCGCAUGGACAAUUGGGCUUCGCUUCCGCUAUACGAGAGAAAAGAUCAAAACAAGGAAAACUUGUUAAGUUUAGACGACAGAUACGAACGAUUUCACGCUAGAAAAGAACUGCUUUUGAUAGCAUCGGCGGAGAUGCAAAAAGUCGCGGUGGAAAACUACGUUUUACUUUUAAAUAUACAAGAAGAUUCCGAGGAGGAGGAGGAAGAAGAGGAAGAGGUGCCGCCACCAGAGGAAGAAAAGAAAAAAAAGAAGGGUGGUAAAAAAGGACAGGAAGAAAAAGGCGGUAAAAAGGAAAAAAAAGAAAAGGCAAAAGGAAAGAAAGAAAAAGAAAAGAAGAAAAAAAAGGAAGAAGAAAAAACGCCAGAAGAAGUGGAGCAAGAGGCUGAAGAAUUCGCCAGGCAAGAAGAAGAACAACGAAAAAGAGAAUUAAGAAUUCAACGCUGGGAAGAUUAUUUGGAUUACUUGGAGGAAGAAAUUAUCACCUACCUAAACAAAGCGAUAAACGUAAGUCUGACUGAAUUUCAAAACGAAAUGGGGGACACCGAACCGGUUACUCCAUUCAUGGAAUUGCAAUUGGAAUUACACGAACCCCAUAUAGUUUUUAUACCGUCUGCAAACGUCGAAGAUACCCCAAGUUUAUACACAUUACUCCAAAGCCUGAUGGGCGAUAUGUAUGCGCAGUCUUCAUACAUAUCGCGUAUUCGAGACAAAUCCGAAAACUUCUUGGAACUGAUCGAAGAGUACGACGUCAAUCUCAACAAAUAUAGAGACAUUUUGGAUCGAGCUUCAAAAUCGAUGGAGGAAGCGCUUAAAUUGCUCAGGGAGUUCGACGAGUAUCGGAUACUGUGGUACGAUGAUCGGCAAGAAUAUCUGCGACAAUUUCUGCUGUACUCCAGAGAAUUAACCGAGGAGGAAUUGGAAAUGUUAAAGGACGAAGAUCAAGCGGCCAAUGUCAAAGAAACUCCGCCGACCAUUACGCAGUUCAAGGAGAAAAUCGAUUAUUACGAAGACUUGUACAAGAAAGUGGAAUUGAUUAGGUUGGAUAGGGUUUUGGAUGAUGGUUGGUUGAGAAUCGACUACAAGCCUUUGAGGCAAGCAAUUCUAAAUUGCGUGUGCAAAUGGGGAAAUCUCUUUAAACAGCAUUUGUAUAACCACGUGAUAGACAGCUUAAAAGAACUGGAUGAUUUUAUAAACGAAGCAGUUGCAGCAAUGCAAGUAACUCUAACAGAAGAUGACUACGAUGGUCUUUUGAAAGUUAUGGGCUAUUUGUAUAAAGUGAGAGAAAGACAGGUGGCUACCGACGAAAUGUUUGAACCUUUGAUGGAUAUUAUUAACCUACUCAAGGAGUACAACAUGUAUUUCCCGGAGGAAAUAUUUGUGCAGUUGCAGGAAAUGCCGGAUAAGUGGCAGUAUUGCAAAAAGGUGGCUGCAACUACUAAACAAGCUGUUGCGCCUUUACAAGCAAUGCAAGUGAACGCGAUUAAAAGAAGAAUCAGUUUGUUUGAAAUUAGGCAAACAAUGUACAAAGAUAUGUUUGAAAAGUUGGACUUUUACAAUUGGAAAUGCAAAAACGUUUACAAAUUGUUAGACAAAACAAAUAGAGAAAUCACCGGUUUAGAAGAGGAGCGCGAAAAGAUUCAAGAACAAGCCAACCUGUUUGACUUGGUUCUACAAGAAUUUAAACAACUUAAAUACGUUCGCAAAGAAAUCAAACAAAUAAAACAGUUGUGGGAUUACGUAAACAUGGUCCGUUCUAAUAUAGACGAGUGGAAAACCACUUUAUGGAAGAAAAUAGACGUUGAAGCAAUGGAAAUGGAAUGCAAGAAGUUCGGCAAAGAAAUCCGCCAAAUGGAUAAAGAUGUGAAAGAAUUUGAUGUGUACAUUAACCUUGAAGGGGCAAUCAAGAACAUGCUGACAUCGCUAAGAGCCAUUACGGAGUUGCAGAAUCCCGCCAUCAGAGACAGACACUGGAUACAACUGAUGCAAGCGACUAAGGUUCGUUUCAAGAUGGACGACUCCACGACAUUAAGCGAUCUACUGGAAUUAAAUCUGCACAAUUACGAGGAAGAGGUAAAAACAAUUGUGGACAAAUCAGUUAAGGAAAUGGCGAUGGAGAAAAUCCUUAAGGAAAUAAACGCAAUUUGGUCUGUAAACGAGUUUGACUCUGAAACCCAUGAACGAACUAAAAUCAAAUUAAUUGUUGUUUCUGAAGAAGUGAUCGAAAAUUUGGAGGAACAUCAGGUGGCUUUGCAGAACAUGAUGACGUCAAAGUUUAUAGACUUCUUCUUUGACGAGGUGUCGGAUUGGCAGAGAAAGUUGUCCAUUGCCGAUACGGUCAUUUCGGUUUUUAGCGAAGUCCAAAGAAAAUGGAGAUACUUAGAAAGCAUAUUUAUUGCUUCCGAAGAUAUAAGAAGUCAAUUACCUGAAGAUUCCCGCAGGUUUGAUAAAAUCGAUAGGGAAUUUAAAGAGGUUCUAAACGAAAUGUUGAGAAAUCCCAAAAUCAUAAGUUCGACGAAUGCACCAGGACUCCCCGAUAAAUUGGACAGCUUAUUUAACGAUUUGACGCUGUGCGAAAAAGCCUUAAACGAUUAUUUGGAAACGAAGCGUUUAGUAUUUCCAAGGUUUUACUUCGUAUCGUCGUCCGAUUUGCUGGACAUUCUCUCCAACGGAAACCAACCGGAUUUAAUCCAACGCCAUCUCACUAAACUGUUCGACUCGUUGGCCAAAUUGAAAUUCAUCCAGGAAGGCGGCAAGAAUUCUAAGAGGGCCAACGGAAUGAUAUCCAAGGAAAACGACGAACAUGUCACGUUUACCGUUAUUUGCGAUUGCACCGGCAAAGUGGAGGUCUGGCUGAACCGCGUUAUUGAUACGAUGCGUAUAACUCUGCACGCCACCUUUGCUUCUGCUGUCAAAACUUACGAGGAUAAGCCCAGGGAGGCUUGGAUUUACGAUUAUCCGGCCCAACCGGCCCUCUGUGGAACUCAAAUAGCUUGGACGAGCGAGGUAAAUGUUGCCUUUGCAAAAUUGGAAGAGGGUUACGAAAACGCCCUAAAAGAUUACCAAAGAAAACAAAUAACGCAGCUUUCAAACUUAAUUACUAUGUUACUAGCCGAUUUAUCUGCUGGCGAUCGUCAAAAAAUCAUGACCAUUUGUACGAUUGACGUGCACUCGAGAGAUGUGGUGGCCAAAAUGAUCGUUAUUAAGGUGGAAAACUCGCAAUCGUUUCAGUGGCAAAGCCAGCUGCGUCACAGAUGGGACGAAAAAAUCAAAGAUUGCUUCGCGAACAUCUGCGACGCUCAGUUCAGAUAUUCGUACGAGUAUUUGGGAAAUACGCCGCGUUUAGUCAUCACACCUUUAACCGAUCGUUGCUACAUCACUCUAACGCAGAGUUUACACUUGAUAAUGGGGGGCGCUCCUGCUGGCCCCGCAGGAACAGGCAAAACCGAAACCACGAAGGAUCUCGGCAAAGCGCUCGGGAUGAUGGUGUACGUGUUUAAUUGUUCGGAACAAAUGGACUACAAGUCCAUCGGCAACAUUUACAAGGGAUUGGCGCAGUCCGGCUGCUGGGGAUGUUUCGAUGAAUUCAACAGAAUUUCCAUCGAAGUGUUGUCUGUCGUUGCCGUGCAGGUCAAGAUCAUACAAGAUGCCAUUAAGUACAAGAAGCAGAGGUUUUUCUUCCUGGGACAAGAAAUUGUCUUAAUACCAACUGUGGGAAUAUUUAUAACAAUGAACCCCGGCUACGCAGGCAGGACGGAAUUACCGGAAAACUUAAAGGCGCUGUUCAGACCGUGCGCGAUGGUGGUGCCUGAUUUCGCGCUGAUUUGCGAAAUUAUGUUGGUUGCUGAAGGCUUCUUGGACGCAAGGGUGUUGGCGACGAAAUUCAUUACUCUCUACACGCUCUGUAAAGAGUUGUUGAGCAAACAGGAUCAUUACGAUUGGGGUUUGAGAGCCAUAAAAUCCGUAUUGGUAGUGGCCGGUUCGUUAAAACGUGGCGACAGGCAGAGACCGGAAGACCAGGUGCUCAUGAGGGCGCUGAGGGAUUUUAACAUUCCCAAGAUUGUUACCGACGAUGUUCCGGUGUUUAUGGGUUUGAUAGGCGAUCUAUUUCCAGCUUUAGACGUACCUAGAAAAAGAAAUCCAGAAUUUGAAAAAACAAUAAGAAAAUCCGCCGUUGAUUUAAAGUUGCAACCGGAAGACGGAUUCGUUUUGAAGAUUGUACAAUUGGAGGAGUUGUUUGCUGUGAGGCAUUCCGUGUUCGUGAUAGGCUUUACGGGCACCGGCAAAUCCAUGGUGUGGAAAACGCUGAACAGAACUUACCAAAACCAAAAACGUCGUCCUGUUUAUAAUGAUUUAAAUCCCAAAGCAGUGACAAACGACGAGUUGUUUGGCGUUAUAAAUCCUGCAACGAGAGAGUGGAAGGACGGACUUUUUUCCGUGAUAAUGAGAGACCAAACGAAUAUCCCUGGCGACGGUCCGAAAUGGAUCGUUUUGGAUGGUGAUAUUGACCCCAUGUGGAUCGAGUCCCUUAACACUCUCAUGGACGAUAAUAAAGUUUUAACUUUGGCGAGUAACGAACGCAUUGCCUUAACGCAUUCGAUGAGGUUGCUUUUCGAAAUCGCCAACUUAAGAACGGCAACACCAGCCACUGUAUCAAGGGCCGGUAUUUUGUACAUUAACCCUGCCGAUUUGGGUUGGAAUCCAUACAUAGCUUCAUGGAUCGAAACGAGAAUGAUUCAAAGCGAGAAGGCCACUUUGAUGAUUUUAUUUGACAAAUACAUACCUCAAUGUUUGGAUGCUAUAAAGAAGAAAUUCAAGAAAAUUACGCCCGUAUCGGAUAUUGCGCAUUUGGAAAUGCUUUGCCAUUUACUGGAUUGCUUUUUGAUUCCGCAAAACGUGCCGAACGAUUGCCCGAAAGACUGGUACGAGAUUUACUUUGUGUUCUCCAUAGUUUGGGCUUUCGGAUCGACCUUGUUCCAAGAUCAAAUAGUCGAUUGGCGAAACGAGUUCAGCAAAUGGUUUACCAACGAAUUUAAAACGGUUAAAUUCCCGGUAGGCGGCACUGUGUUUAACUAUUACAUCGACGAUGAAACCAAAAAAUUUAUGCCGUGGACAGACCUGGUACAACCGUUCGAGUUGGAUAUGGACAUUCCUUUGCAAGCCACUUUAGUUAGCACCGCGGAAACCACAAGAAUACGAUUUUUCCUAGACCGCUUGAUGGGCAAAAGGGUGCCUGUCAUGUUGAUUGGACCGGCCGGAAGCGGGAAAACCGUUAUAAUGCAGGAAAAAUUGAACAGCCUGUCUGACGAUUACGCUGUUACCAACGUACCUUUCAACUUUUACACAACUUCGGAAAUGUUGCAAAGCAUAUUGGAAAAACCAUUGGAGAAGAAAGCUGGCCGCGUGUUCGGUCCGACCGGUAACAAAGUGAUGAUUUACUUUGUGGACGACAUGAAUAUGCCCGAAGUUGAUAAAUAUUUUACCGUGCAACCUCACACUUUGCUCAAACAAUACAUGGACUACCAACAUUGGUACGAUCGUCAGAAAUUGUCUCUAAAAGACAUUCACAACAUUCAAUUUAUAUCCUGUAUGAAUCCUACGGCAGGUUCUUUUACAAUUGACCCUCGACUUCAGAGACACUUUUGCUCGUUUGCAGUCAGCUUCCCAUUGCCAGAAGCCGCUUAUCACAUCUACUACAACAUUCUGUCGCAACACUUGGAAAACCCUGCCAUGAAAUUCCCCCAUAGUCUAUUAAAAAUAUGCCCUAUGCUUGUAGCCGCCGCUCAAACUCUCCACGCUAAGGUCGCGUCUUCCUUUUUACCAACCGCAGUCAAAUUUCACUACACCUUUACGCUGCGCGAUCUGUCGAACAUAUUCCAAGGUAUGCUGUUUGCGAACGGCGUCGCGAUCCUCAAUCAAAGCGAAUUAAUUCGGUUGUGGAUGCACGAAGCUAGUCGCGUUUACGGCGACAAAUUGGUCGAACCAAUUGAUCAGAAAACGUUCGACAAACUUCUACAGGAAACUGUUAAGAAGGGUUUCGAAGAGUUGGAUGAUAAUGCGGUGUUUGAGGAACCGCUGAUCUUCUGUCAUUUUUCGCUUGGUAUAGGAGAUCCCAAAUACUUUCCCAUGUCAGAUCAGGCUCACUUAAACAAAUUAUUAUUGGAGGCUUUGAGUGGUUAUAACGAUUUGGUUGCCGCUAUGAAUUUGGUAUUGUUCGAUGAUGCCAUGGAUCAUAUUUGUAGAAUUAAUAGAAUUUUGGAGUCGCCUAGAGGUAAUGCUUUACUGGUUGGGGUAGGAGGUUCUGGAAAGCAAUCUUUAACAAGAUUAGCCGCAUUUAUAUCUUCUUUCGAUGUAUUCCAAAUACAAUUGAAAAAAGGAUAUUCCUUGAUGGAUAUGAAAACAGAUAUAGCUGCUUUGUAUUUGAAAUCAGGACUAAAGCAAGUUGGUAUUGUGUUUUUAAUGUCGGAUGCGCAAGUGCCGGAAGAAAAGUUCUUGGUGCUUAUCAACGACAUGUUGGCAUCGGGCGAAAUAAGCGACCUUCUUCCGGACGAGAACGUUGAAAACGUAAUAAACGCAGUGCGAGGGGAGGUGAAAGGCAUCGGUCUUCCGGACACCCGCGAAAAUUGUUGGAGGUUCUUCAUCGACCGCGUUAGAAGGCUUCUCAAAGUGGUGUUAUGUUUCUCGCCGGUCGGAUCAACUUUAAGAGUGCGAGCGAGAAAAUUCCCAGCUCUGGUUAAUUGCACUUCGAUCGAUUGGUUUCACGAAUGGCCCAAAGUUGCUCUCGAAUCCGUAUCGAAGAGGUUUUUGGGCGAAAUCGAGGUGCUCCCUCAGGAGUACGUCGAAUCCAUAUCGAUAUACAUGUCUACCGUGCACACUUCGGUCAACGAAAUGUCCCAGGUGUAUUUUUUAAAUGAGAAGCGUUACAAUUACACCACUCCAAAAUCGUUUUUAGAACAAAUCGCUUUAUAUUCGAAACUCCUCACUGACAAAACCAACAUAAUAUUGCACAACAUUUAUCGGCUCGAAAAUGGUCUGGAAAAAAUAUCUAGCGCAAAAGAAGAGGUGGAUUCUUUGAAGGAUGUACUGGCAGUGCAAGAAGUGGAACUGGAUAAAAAGAAUGAAGCUGCUGGUAAACUGAUUGCAGUUCUAAGCGCCGAAAAUGAAAAAGUGGCUGCGGAACAAGCGAUAGCAGCUGAAGAAGAAGCAAAAGUAAAGGUAAUCGAAGAAGAUGUAACGGUUAAAGCCAAAAUAUGCGCCGAAGACUUGGAGAAAGCCGAACCUGCUCUUAUAGCUGCACAAGCAGCAUUAAACACUCUUAAUAAGAAUAACCUGACUGAAAUGAAAUCAUUCCCGAAUCCACCCGAAGCUGUGGUGGAUGUUUGUUCGGCCGUUGUCGUCUUGUUUUCUCCUAAAGGAAGAGUUGCCAAAGAUCGAAGCUGGAAAGCUGCGAAACAAUUAAUGGGACGAAUUGAUACUUUCCUUGACAACUUAAUCAACUACGAUAAGGAAAAUAUGAGUGCCGAUGUUGUAAAGGCCGUAUACGAGUAUACAAAAAGUCCGGAGUUUGAUCCGGAAAAAAUUCGAACCAAAUCUUCGGCCGCGGCGGGAUUGUGCUCUUGGGUUAUAAACAUUCUUAAAUUCUACGAUGUUUUUGUCGUUGUGGAGCCUAAACGAAAGGCUUUGCAAAAGGCUAAUCAAGAUUUGAGCGACGCUCGUAAAAAACUAGCGGACUUGAACCAAAAAUUGACGGAAUUAGAAAACAAACUGGCCAUUUUAAGGGCAGAAUUCGACACGGCUAUCGAUGCCAAGCUAAAAUGCCAAGCGGAAGCCGACGCCACGGCGCUGAGUAUCGAUUUGGCCAACAGAUUGGUCAACGGUUUGGCCUCUGAAAAUGUAAGAUGGCGGGAAUUAGUCUUGACUUAUAAGGAGAACAUCAAAACACUACCCGGCGAUUGCCUGAUUGUAACCUCCUUUAUUUCGUACGUGGGUUGUUUCUCAAAGAAGUACAGAACAGACUUGAUGGUUAAGUCGUGGCUGCCGACGCUAAAAACCUUACCGUUGACCAUACCGAUGUCGGAAACGGUGGAUCCUUUGAUGCUUUUAACAGACGACGCUCUGAUAGCGGAAUGGAAUAACCAGGGACUUCCGACCGACAGAAUGUCUGCUGAAAACGCCUGCAUUUUGGUGAACUCGUCUAGAUGGCCUCUGAUGAUCGAUCCGCAACUUCAAGGCAUUAAAUGGAUCAAAAAUAGAUACGGGGAAGCGUUAAAAGUGGUCAGAACAACGUUUAAGAACUAUCUGGAUAUCAUCGAGACGUGCAUAGCUGAAGGUCAUACGUGCUUGUUGGAGAAUAUAGGAGAAACGCUGGAGGCGGUGCUAGAUCCUUUGUUGGGUCGCGUGUUGAUUAAAAAAGGAAAGUGCAUUAAAAUUGGAGAUAAGGAAAUCGAUUAUCAUCCAGAUUUUAGAUUAAUUAUGCAUACAAAGUUAGCCAAUCCUCACUAUAAGCCUGAAAUACAGGCACAAACAACGAUUAUCAACUUUACGGUAACCAGGGAUGGUUUGGAAGAUCAAUUGUUAGCUGAAGUAGUUAAAGCUGAAAGACCGGAUUUAGAAGAGUUAAAAUCUUCUUUAACAAAGCAGCAAAACGAAUUUAAAAUAACUUUGAAGCGUUGCGAGGACAAUUUGCUAAACAAGCUAUCAUCAGCCACUGGUAACAUAUUGGGCGACGUCGAGUUGGUGGAAAAUUUGGAAACCACCAAACGAACCUCGAGCGAAAUUAAGGAAAAAGUUGACGAAGCCAAAAUAACGUCGGUUAAAAUUGACGAGGCCCGCGAGCAGUACAGACCAUGCUCGUGCCGAGCCUCCAUCUUGUAUUUCGUUUUGAACGAUUUAUGUCGCAUUAACGCAAUUUAUCAGUUCUCGUUGCAAGCGUUUAGUGUGGUGUUUAAAGACGCAUUGGCGCGAGCCGAACCCGCCGAAAAACUUAAAGAUAGAGUGACGAAUUUAUUGGAUAGCAUCACUUUUAUGGUGUACAUGUACACGUCUCGCGGCCUCUUCGAGAGGGAUAAAUUGAUAUUUAAAGCCCAAGUUAUGUUUCAAAUUUUGUUGAAUGCGGAAGAAAUAAAUCCGGAGGAGUUGGAUUUUUUAUUAAGAUUCCCCGUUAUUGGUGGCAUGGUUUCGCCUGUUGAUUUUCUAAAUAACACAUCGUGGGGUGGAAUUAAAGCGUUAUCAUUGCUUGACGAAUUUAAAAAUUUGGACAAGGAUAUAGAAGGUGCAGCGAAACGAUGGAGGAAAUUAACUGACAGCGAAUGCCCGGAAAAGGAAAAGUUUCCAGGGGAGUGGAAGAACAAAAACACACUGCAAAAAUUGUGCAUAAUGCGAGGUUUGCGACAAGACAGAAUGACGUAUGCGAUGAAUGCGUUUAUUGAAGAAAAAAUGGGUAUUAAAUACAUUACAGCAAGAAGCGUGCCGUUUGAAAAGUCUUACGAAGAAACGAGCGCGAGUAUUCCGGUGUUUUUCGUUUUGUCUCCCGGCGUGAAUCCUUUGAAAGACGUUGAAAAACUCGGUCAAAAAUUGGGAUUCACUUUUGACAACAACAACUUUCACAGUAUCUCCCUUGGUCAGGGCCAAGAAAUCGUAGCCGAAAAUGCUAUGGAUAUGGCUGCGGAACAAGGCCAGUGGGUCAUUUUGCAAAAUAUUCAUUUGGUCGUCAGGUGGUUGGCAACAUUAGAGAAGAAAAUGGAGCAAUGCGCCAGCGGACAUCGCAGUUACAGGUUGUAUCUUAGCGCGGAACCUAAUGCUAACCCCAUGGAAUGCGUUAUCCCGCAAGGAAUAUUGGAAUGUUGCAUUAAAAUAAUAAACGAACCACCCACCGGCAUGUUUGCCAAUUUGCACAAAGCCUUGGACAAUUUUAACCAGGAAACUUUGGAGAUGAGCUCUAAAGAAUCAGAAUUUAAGGCCAUUCUGUUUGCUUUGUGUUAUUUUCAUGCUGUUGUUGCCGAACGAAGAAAAUUUGGACCGCAAGGCUGGAACAGGAAUUAUCCAUUCAACAUCGGAGAUUUGUCUAUAAGCGUUAAUGUGCUUUACAAUUAUUUGGAAAAUAAUAAUAGGGUUCCAUGGGAAGACUUAAGAUACUUAUUUGGCGAAAUAAUGUACGGAGGUCACAUCACCGACGACUGGGACAGACGAUUGUGCCGCAACUACUUAAUGGAAUACAUGAAAGCGGAAUUAAUCGAAGGCGAUAUGUUUUACGCUCCCGGAUUUAUGGCGCCCCCCAAUACCGAUUACGUAGGCUACCACCGAUACAUCGACGACCGUUUGCCACCUGAAAGUCCCUACUUGUACGGCUUGCAUCCAAAUGCCGAGAUCGGAUUUCUAUCGAACAUCAGCGAACAAAUGUUUCGAACGAUUUUCGAGAUGCAACCGAGAGAUGCUGGAGUUUCUGCGGGCGGUGGAAUGUCGCACGAAGACAAAGUUCGCGGCGUGAUUGAGGACAUAAUCGACAAAUUAGGGGAACGGUUUCGCGUAAGAGAAAUGAUGGCCAAAGUUGAAGACAGAACUCCUUAUAUUAUUGUCGCCUUUCAAGAAUGCGAACGAAUGAAUAACUUAACAGCCGAACUGAGAAGGUCCCUCACUGAGCUUGAGCUCGGAUUGAAAGGUGAAUUAACUAUUACUUCAGAAAUGGAGGGUUUGGAUGCAGAGCUGUUUAUGGACGUGGUCCCUGUGUCAUGGGCCAAUAAGGCAUACCCAUCGCUGUUACCUUUGGGUCAAUGGGUGGCCGAUCUGACGCUGCGAAUAAAAGAGCUUGAAAAUUGGGUGAUGGACUUUUCGAUGCCGGCCGCUGUAUGGUUGGGUGGAUUUUUUAAUCCGCAAUCCUUUUUGACUGCCAUCAUGCAGCAAACUGCCCGUAAAAACGAAUGGCCCUUGGAUAAGAUGUGUCUGAUGACGGACGUUACGAAGAAACAAAAAGAGGAUUUUACCUCGGCUCCUAGGGAAGGUGCUUACGUAUGCGGACUCUUUAUGGAAGGUGCAAGGUGGGACACACAGCUGAACAGCAUUGCAGAUUCAAUAUUAAAGGAGCUGUUCCCUGUAGUGCCGGUCGUUUAUAUAAAGGCCAUAACGUCCGACAAACAAGAUACGAAGAAUAUGUACGACUGUCCAGUGUACAAAACAAGAAUGCGAGGUCCGACAUUUGUAUGGACAUUUAUGCUGAAAACGAAGGAGAAAGCGUCGAAAUGGACUUUGGGCGGAGUGGCCAUACUAUUACAGAUAUAG